AGUAUAUAACGCAUUGCUUCGACCACACACUUAUCAAUAUCAUUCGACAAGAUUUAAAACUCUUACAAAAAUGCUUUCCAAAUUAAUUUUUCUUGUACUAUUGGUAGCGACAAUCCAAGCAUCUUCAGAAACUGUAACCUACAAGACGUUGUGUUUCAACGAAGAAUGUCCUCCUUUCACGGCGAAAUGCUACAAGGAUUUACUCUCUAGAACCCCCGGUGGUGCCAGGGUUAGCAUUGGGUGUCUAGACGAAAGUGGCAGGCGAUUGCACAAGCUCGAGCGAGACGAAGUUGUUCCCGUCGGUUCCGAGGUGCAGAGCUACGUCUACGAAAAACCUAAAAUAGGGCGUUGUUCCGGGCCAGGACGUUGCGUCGUUGAAGAAGACAGUGCAGGAUUAUUUAAAAAUUAGCCCAUCUUCUGUUGCAACAACUACUGUAUCGAAGACACAGACAUUAUGGAAAUAGUCACGUGUUGCCAAAAGCGUUACGAUUUUAAAUAAAUAAUAAAUAACAAAUAAAUUUGUUUAUAUUAUAUUGUACAUCCAAAUCUGGGU
Molecule: messenger RNA, 553 nt
Organism: Zophobas morio
Lineage: Eukaryota; Metazoa; Arthropoda; Insecta; Coleoptera; Tenebrionidae
Exons: 3
Coding region: 71-409 (112 amino acids)
Source: RefSeq, a predicted model, not a curated record